AUGAAUAAAAAUUCAGAUACAAAGCAAUAUAAUAAGAAUAAGAAUAAGUAUUCCUUAUUUUUUUAUAAAAACAAAUAUUCAAACAUCAAGCAUAGUAAUAACAACAAUAAUCAGCAUUUAAACGAUCAUUUCAACAGUGUUUUUAACACAAGUGUAAAUUGUUCUUCAGGUAAUAACACUAAUAUCUUUUAUAAAAAAAAAAGUAAUUUAAAUUCUCACAACGAUAUGAGAAGUAGUAAUAUAUUGUCCUAUAACGACGAAAUGUAUAAUUUAGAAAAACGAAAACAUAUGAAUAGUUCAGGUGCUGGUUUAAAUUCUUAUAAUGUAGAUAAUAACAAUAAUAACAACAAUAAUAAUAAUACUUCAGUAAACAAAUAUAAUAAUAAUAAUAAGAAUUCUUAUAAUUUUCAAAAAAAAGAUGGAAAACAUAAUUAUGAAGAUUAUUUUAGUUGUAUACAAGAUGCAGUAAAUAGUAGUAACAAUUCAUUAAAUCAGGGUCAUCGAAAUUAUAAAAAUUAUAAUGUUGAAAAUAAUCAUGAAAAUUAUAUGAAUUUGAAUAAUUCAAAAAAUAUUAAUCGUUAUUAUGAUUUAAAUAAUAAUGCAUCUUGCAUGAAUGUGUCAGGACAAAAGAAAAUGAGUUAUUUUAAUUCGCAAAGCAAUAAUAAUAAUAAUCCAGUUCAAAACACUAAUAAUAGUAGUAACAACAACAACAACAACAAUAAUAAUAAUAAUAAUAAUGCUAUUUCGUCGAAUUAUAAUAUCUCUGAUAAAAUAAUAGGAAAUUCUGGUGAAAAAAAUAUAUUAGAAAAUAAUAUUUUAACUAGUGAUAAUAAAAAUGUCUUAUUAAAUAUAAUGAAUAGUGAGAGAAAUGAAAUAAAUGAGGGUAAAGAUGAGAAAAUGGAAAAAAAGAAUGAGAAAUUUUCAAAGGGAAAUAAUAAUAACUAUGAAAAUGCAAAAGAUUCUUUAAUGAAAAAUGAAAUGGAUAUAAAUAAUGUUUGUAAUAUAAGUAAUUUGAAUGAUAUGAAUUAUAAAAGUUUAAAUUCAUCAAGUGGUAACGCAUAUAGUAUUUCAUAUAUGUUUAUUUAUCAGUAUUAUUAUGUUCUUCAUACAAAAAAAGAAAUGAUGCAUAAUUUUUAUUCCGAAAAUGCUAUCCUGUUAAUAAGUUUUAACUAUCAGAAUUGUAAUUAUGAAAAAGAUUUAUAUAUGAAAAAUAGUAGUAAUGAUUAUGAGAAAAAGCAAAACAGUAAUAGCAAUGGUAACAAGUCAUUAAAUGAUGCAGAGAAGUUUUUUAACUUUAAUGAAAUAAAUAUUGAAGGAUGCCAUAAAAGUGAAAAUAUGAUGAAAUUAAAAAAUAGAAAAAUGAUAUAUGAAUAUUAUAAAAAUCUAGAUGUUAAUGAAUGUACUGUUCAUAUAAAUUAUAUUGAAGUGGUUAAUUUGCAUGAUGAGAUUUAUAUAUAUAUAUAUGGAAAAAUAAAAAAAUGCAAAGAUACUAAUGUAUAUUAUUUUUUCGUUCAAAAUAUUCAUUUGCACAAAUAUAAUAUAUAUCAGUACUAUGUAGACGUAGAUUUUAUUCACUAUUAUAACAUGUAUACUGGUGAUGAUCAGCAAUAUGUAAAAGAUUUCAAUUAUGAAAAUAGUAAGCUUCUAAAUAAUAUUUAUGAUAUCAAAAAUAAAGAAGACAAAAAGAAAAAGCAAAAGGCAAAUAAAUCAAAUAUAGACAAUAUUAAUGAUUUCAAGUUAGUUAAUAUGAAAAAUGAAAUGAUAAAAAAUAAAAAUAAUGAAAAAAAUUUAAUUGAUGAUAAAAAUAGAGAUAUUUUAUUAAAAAAAAAUGAGAAAGAUGAUAAUGUAUCACUUAUGGAAAACAAAUAUAAAAUGAAAUUAGGUGCAAAAGAUAAUGAAAAAAAAUAUCAAGGUGGAAAUCGUUUAAUAAGAGAAAAUAAAAAUGGAAAAAAGAAUGACGAUGAAGAAGAUGAGGAUGAAGAGGAUGAAGAGGAAGAAGAAGAUGAUGAUGAUGAUGAUGAAGAAGAUGACGAUGAAGAAGAUGAUGAAGAAGAUGAUGAUGAAGAUGAUGACGAGGAUUAUGACGAGGAUGAGGAAGAUGACGCUGAUGAAGAAAAAGAAGAAGAAAAUGAUGAAGAAGAAGACGAAGAUGAAGAAGAUGAAGAAGAUGAUGAGGAAGAUGAAGAAGAUGCUAUAAGAAAAGAAAAAAGGCAUAAUAAAGUAGCAGGUGAAGACGAAAAUGAUGAUGAUGACGACGAUGAUGAAGAUGAAGAAGAAGAAUUAAAUGAAGAGAAAAAAAGAAAAAAAAAAACUGGACAAGAAAAAAGUGAUGAAAUGGUAAUGAUAAAGAAAGGAGAAGAUAAAAAUUUAAAAAAAGCUAGCGGUUUAAUUAGCAAGGGAAAAAAUAUGAAAAAAACAAAUGAAGAAAAAGUCAAAGUAGGAAAACCUACGUCCGGACAAAUAAGUAAGUACUCUAUAGAUAAAAAAAAUAAAGAAAAAGAAAAAAAUGAAAAUUCACCAGUAAAUAAUAUUGAUUCCAUUUGUAAAGAAAUUGGAGAUAAAAUAAAUAAAAGCAAUAUAAAAGAUAAAAAUAACAAUAUUAGCAGCAACUUUAACAAUAAAGAGAAAGAUAAUAAUGAUGAAAAUUUAAAAAUGAAUGUAGAUGAAAAAAAAAUUAAAAAAAAUAAAAAUGAAAAUGCAUGGAACACGACUAAUGAAAAAUUGCCAAAGUUUGAAAAUAUUAUAAAAGAAGAAAAAAAUGCAAACGAAAUAACAAAAAAAAAAAAAAAAGAAAAAAAUAAAGUAGAUCCAGAUAGUUGGGUAUUUAGAGUUAUGAAAAAUUAUCAAAAUAAUAAUUUAGGAGAGAGAAAUGUAUUAAAUAAUCAAAAACUGGACGAGAAACAAGAACAUGAAGAAAAAGAAAAUGAAGAAAGUGCUCCAGAUGAGGAAGAGAAAAAAAGAGAAGAGAUAAAUGUUAAUGAUAAAAAAAUUAUAAUUCAUAAUAUACAUAAAAAUAUGGAUAAAAAGAAAAUAAAUGAUUGUAUUAUUGAUAGAUUAAAGAAAUAUAAUGAUGGUCAUGCUGUUCAAAUAGAUAUUUAUCAAAGAUCAGUUAAAAAAUUAUUUCCUCAUACAUUUAACUAUCAGAACAAUUACGAUAAAGUAAAACCUACAGAAUAUUCUUAUGCUAUUGCUGAAUUAGAUUGUCGACAAAGCCAACAGCUUUUGCUAGAUUUAGGUUUGUAUUGCAAUGGCAUUAAAUUAAACAUAGAAAAUUUUAAAGAAAAAAAAAAAAAUGAGAUUAAAAAAUUCAACAAAAAAUUUAAUGGAUUCAAUGCACCUUUAGAAGGAAAGACAAAAGAUGAAAAAUUUAAAAGCACUUUUCAUAGAGGAGGAGGUGGCAUGACUUUUAGAAAUAAAAGAAAUAAUAUCUUCGUAAAAUAA
Molecule: messenger RNA, 3441 nt
Organism: Plasmodium relictum
Lineage: Eukaryota; Apicomplexa; Aconoidasida; Haemosporida; Plasmodiidae
Product: conserved Plasmodium protein, unknown function
Exons: 1
Coding region: 1-3441 (1146 amino acids)
Source: RefSeq, a predicted model, not a curated record